AUGCAGGUUUAUAAAUUCGGUGGUGCAUCUAUCGCCACCCCUGAACGGAUGCGGGCACUGAUGCCCAUCAUACAGGAAGCAGCACAUCCUAUUGUAGUGGUGGUCUCCGCCAUGGGCAAAACAACCAAUGCCCUUGAGCUGAUCACAGAGACGGCCUGCAAAGGCAGUAAGGAAGCGGCACAUGCCCUGGUAAAUGCAUUGGAAGAGCAGCAUGUGACUUAUAUGCGGGAACUGCUGACUCCCGAAUUUUUCAAUCGUGCCUACGAGUCCCUGAAUGUUUACUUCACUGAAUUACAAUGGGCGGUAGACGAUGCGACCGCCCUUAAAUAUGAUUACUCCUACGACCAGAUCGUAUGUAUCGGCGAGCUGCUCUCUACCCUUAUUUUCUCUUUUUAUCUUCAACAGGAAGGCGUGAAAAGUGAAUGGAUAGAUAUCCGUGAUGUGAUACGUACCGAUGACACCUACCGGGAUGCCCGUGUAGACUGGGAGAUAUCUGCCCGGCAGGCAACACAGGUGAUGAAACCGGUACUGGACAAAGGCUGUACGAUUGUGACGCAAGGCUUUAUCGGCACUACUGCCGACAAUGCUUCUGUAACCCUGGGACGCGAGGGCAGCGACUAUACCGCGGCAAUGCUGGCGGCCUGGCUGGAUGCAACCGGCGUUACUAUCUGGAAGGAUGUGGCGGGCUUACUGAAUGCGGAUCCGAAGCUAUUUCCCAAUACCGUGAAGAUUGAAGCCAUCACCUAUCAUGAGGUUAUAGAAAUGGCCUACUAUGGUGCCCAGGUACACCGGGGAUAG
Ostertagia ostertagi is the source of this 798-nucleotide messenger RNA. Lineage: Eukaryota; Metazoa; Nematoda; Chromadorea; Rhabditida; Trichostrongylidae. The record is from the annotation of a GenBank genome assembly.